Messenger RNA from Boleophthalmus pectinirostris (great blue-spotted mudskipper), 6569 nucleotides. Its product is annotated as LIM domain and actin-binding protein 1-like. Gene Ontology annotation, cellular component: plasma membrane; actin cytoskeleton. The transcript is spliced from 11 exons. Gene Ontology annotation, molecular function: actin filament binding. Gene Ontology annotation, biological process: actin filament bundle assembly. Lineage: Eukaryota; Metazoa; Chordata; Actinopteri; Gobiiformes; Gobiidae. Bases 129 to 2162 code for a protein of 677 amino acids. The record is from RefSeq and is a predicted model, not a curated record.
CCUCCCUCCGCCCUGCUCCUCUGCUCACACCGGGACAGACGCUCCUAGCCCAGUGUCAGGUGUCCCGCAGGUUUCGCUCCAGCUCCGACUCCGCGGAAUUUUGUACAGUGCUGUGUUUGGCCUGAGCGAUGGACAGCGGUGGAUUUCGGCGUUCGUGGGCCACGCAGUCGCUCCGGAUCACGGCCAAAGAGCUGUCCCUGAGCGGCAAAGGCAAGAACAGCGCCAUCGCAGAGAGAUUCUCCAAGUACCAAAAAGCUGCAGAGGAAGCCACAGACAAGAAGAAGACUUCUUUUGAUGGCAGAGCCUCUCUCCGCUCCGGUAAUCUGAGUGCUCUGAAGAAACGCUGGGAGCAGGGAGGGACCACCAAGCCCAAACCCAUCCCCGAAAACCUACCAGCACCCAGGGCCCUCAAGCUACCAGCACCCAAGACCUCCGAUCAACAAGCACCCAAGCCCCCCAAUCUGCCUGCGCCCAAGCCCCCCAAUCUGCCUGCGCCCAAGCCCCCCAAUCUGCCUGCGCCCAAGACCCCCGAUUUGCCUGCGCCCAAGACCCCCAAUCUGCCUGCGCCCAAGACCCCCGAUUUGCCUGUGCCCAAGACCCCCAAUUUACCCGUGCCCAAGACCCCUGAUCUACCUGCGCCCAAGACACCCGAUCUACCGUCACACAAGUCCCAGGAACCCCUCAGUCUGAAGGAGGAGCACCCAAGGGCCCCCGCCACCCGACAGACCUCCACCUCAGCUGAGCCCAGACCAAACAAAACCGAGGAGCACAAACCAGAGAAGCUGUCGAUGGAGCGGACGAAGAGGACCAUCAGCGAGGACAGGUCCGAGGAUCAGGUCCCCACGAGCCCCUGCGCCGCCUACGAGAAACCCCGAGUGCCCCUCACCAACCUCAAGAUGAAGUUUGAGAGAGGGGAGGAGGCGAGCACCAAGACUGGACGGACGACUCUUCGCAGCACCUCAACUGAAGACGUGAACCACAGCGGAGGCUCUUCUAUCCUAAGGGAGAAAAUGGCCAAGUACCAGGCUACAGUCUCCAAACACGCACCAAAGCUGACCACCGGCGAAACUCUGGCUCCGAAAACGUCUGCUUCCGAGUGCAACGGCGAGAAGGUCAAUGGUGAAGUGAGUGACCCUCCUAAAACCGCCAAAUUCCGUCUGCCCGCCCGCGAGACAUGUUACGCCUGUGUGAAGACGGUGUACCCUCUGGAGAGACUGGCCGUUCUGCAGCACGUCUACCACAAGAGCUGCUUCAAAUGUGCCCACUGCAGCACCAGGCUCAGUCUGGGUAACUACGCCUCCCUCCACGGAAACGUCUACUGCAAACCCCAUUUCAACCAGCUCUUCAAGGCCAAAGGAAACUACGACGAGGGCUUCGGACACAGACCCCACAAGGAGCUGUGGGAGCCCAAAGUGGAGGGAGAAGAGGAGAAAGACGCGAAACCCACCCAAAACGAAGUCUCAAAACCUCCAACUCCAAGCCCAGUCAACGCCAACCCAGACCCGUCCCCAAGCGUAGAAGACUCCCCAAUCGCAAAAGUCACCGAUUUAACGCAACUUUUGGAGAAGCAGCCGCAAGAAACGAAGGAGAAAUCGAGCGAAAAACCAAUUCCGAGUCGCAGGUUGCAUGUAGCGUGGCCACCUCCAGGCGGGGAAGGCCAAAACGGUGGCCCCUUGAGUCCACUGAAGGAAGGAGGAGGAGUGUCAGUGAGGAGCUUUAAAAAAUGGCCUCCAGAAGAUGAACCAGUAUCUUCAUUCCAAAGCACGGAGAGAGCGGAGCUGAAAAACCUGAGGAGAAGUUCGUCUUUGAAAGAGCGAAGCCGGCCCUUCACGCUGUUGAAAAACUCAGAGGCAGGCACCGUAACCGUGAGGCAGCGAGAGCCCAGACGACCACUGAAAACUCUGCAAGAAUGGAGGGCGUCGAUGGAGGAGAGGCUGUCCAUGGAGGAGAAAGAGGAGACCAAACCAGAACCGAAACCAGAGGAGGUCCUAGCUCCCAUUAAGGAGAAGCAGGAAGUCCAGGAAAGUCCCAAAGAAGUUCAGCCCCAAGUCCAGGACGAACCGGACCAAGAUUCUCAGGAAGAACCGGAGAUGAGCGCGGAAGACAUUAUCAAGAGGAACAGAUACUACGACGACGAAUACGAAGAUGACGACAUGGUGUAGUGGAGAAGUUAAGCCUAAACCUGCCACGAUAACAAAUUUUAAAGCACAGUAAAUCGCUGAAGAGAAAUAAAGGGACUUAUUUUACGCUCUACAGCUCAAAUCGAAUCAAAUCACAACGAAAAUAACAAAAAUCUUCCCAUUAUCACAAAGAAAAUGUACACGGAACAUUGAAACCCCAAAAUAUCUCUUUCCAGCUUUCAUACACAGAACGAUAAAUCGAUAUCGUGAUUAUCAUGACAGGCCUAGUUAAGCCAUAGUUCUUCAUAUCCAGGUGAAAAUUUUAGUCUUUUCUUACGCAAUAGAUCAAAUUACACAACAAAGGGGCAUAAAAAGUUGUAAAUAUUAGGAUUGCUUUUCGCUGUAUUGUGGGGAAAAAAAUGUCGCGUGCAUAAUUUGAAAAGCAAAAAUUGAUAAUAAUGCCAUUUUCUGUUUUACAAGAAGUCGAAAGUAAUUGUCCUAUUAGAGAUUUUGUAUUUAAAUUUUUAUACCCAGGUUUACACAGUUUUGACUUAAAGAUGCACUGUGUAACUUUUUUGGUGGAGCAUCUGUCACUUGCUUUUCUCUGCUGAGAGGUUUUGAAGGUUUUUUGCCUGGAAUGUUCCACAGUAUGGCAUUAAAACAUAUGUAUCUCCAUGGAGAUGAUACCAGACUAAGUUACAGGUCAUUCACAGUAAGAGUUUGUUUUUCGAUGUGUGUUUGAACAAUAGAAAUUUAGAAUUAAAUAAAUGUAGGUAAGUAGAUAAAGGUACUAGAGAUGUAACAAUCACUGAAAUAUUGUGAUAUCGUAUCUCACAAUAAUAAGUCUUACACAAUAUAUCGAAUUACAACUCUUUUUACUUAAAUUAAUAGUUAUGGUGAUUUUAAGUCUUUUUUAUUCCGUAAAGUACUUUGAAUUAUGGUUGGGCGGUAAUACAGUAUUAUAGUGUACUGCGGUAUCAAAAAGUAGCAAAAGUAUCAGUUUCAUUUUAAAAAUGUGCAGCACAUAAGCACCUAAUAUAAUAUCAUUUAUUGAUAUCUACACGUUUGCUCAGCACAAAUGAAUGUGUGGUUGUAUUUUCAAUUUAAUGCAUCACAAUUUAAAUCUAAUAGUAUCUAUAAUGUUUCUUUUAACUGUGUGGGGAGACGACGUUCGAUUAGUUUUGUUCUGUUGUCGCAGGAGACCAAGCGAGUUGGUCCCUAAAAGAAAAAAAUACUAGUACUUCUGCAACUUGGCAGCAUUUUGGUUUCAGGCCACAUUUGUUUACGUUUUACAGAAACGAAACUUAUAAGCACAUGAUGGCUCAUUUGCAUAAACUAUAAAGCGCUGAUAAAAACAGCUCUUUCCUUGUGCACUGAUGUGGUUCAGUUUCUGUCAGACUAAAGGACACGACUCAGAGGAAUAUGAAUGUUCUCUCUGUGACAGACGUUGUGCUUCUAUCGUGUUGGAGAUGGUUUGUGUAAAACUUAUCAGAGAUUAUAAGACUGCAGGUCAUACGCACAGACCAAACAGCGGUGCGGUUUCGUAGCCUAUCAAAGUCAUACUAAAACAUUUGGUACCAUAUACCCCAGUAAAAUCCUGAGAAGGUUUAACAGUAUAAUCAUUUAGAUACUGCCCAACCCUACUUUGAAUUAAUUAUGAAUUGUGCUAUACAAAUAAACUUUUCCUUGCCUUGUCCUGGUGCAGCAGUAGCUAAAACUACAUAGACCAUGAUCCUUUGGUGUUGUCAGUAUAGAUGACGUGAAGAAAUAACUGUUAAGAAGCAUUUUUAAAUCAUAAUUCUUCACAUUAUAACAGUACCAAGGUUUGUCAAGGCAUUUAAAAAGAAAAAGCAGCAUAUUCACAAUUUUGUAAAGCUUCACAAAAUAUCUCAAUAAAUAUCAAACCAUGAGAUGCAUAUCAUGAAAAUAUUGUAUCGAGGGGUUUUGGUAUCGUUACAUCCCUAGUAAAUAUGUUUAAUGCCAUACUGUGGAAAAUUCCAUGUAAAGCAAUGACAUCCACAGAGACAAGCAGGUGGUGGACUGUCCAAAAGUUACAUAGUGCAACUUUAAGCAAAAAAACAAACAUUCCAGAUGUUCUUUUUCUUUUUUGUAAUUUUGUUAAAAUAUGUAAUCAAUAUUUAACAGAACUUUCCACAUUUUAUAUUUGCACAUUCUUCUCGAGGUUAUGACCUGAUUUCGGCUUAGAGUCUUUUGUUAUUAUGCCGACGCCUGGGACAGCGAUGCCUUUGUUUGCUAAUAUAUGCAUUUUAUAUUAUUUUAUUCAAAUUAAGCUUUUAUACAUCUCAAUCAGAACUGAAAUAAGGUUCACUAAAUGAUCUCUGUGUCUAAAACUACGCUACGUUUCACUUUUGUUGCUACGAAAAAGCCAUUUGAACGUGUUUUGUAUGGGAAAACCUUUUAAAUACUGUGAUAAAAACGACAUAACCAUAAAAUUCUACAGUACUGUUUCUGCUCGUUUAAAUCCGGUCUGAACUUGGACUAAACCAGGACUAGGGCUGCAAAAUUAAACGUCUAUCUCUAAUGCACGGUUUAAACUCAACAAAAUUUACGAAUAUACAAGAAAAAAUGCUUAUGACCCUGUACCUUGAGUUUUAUUCCUUCUGUUUUAGUUUUGUAGCGGUCCAAAGUUCUUCCUCACUCAUCUUACACAUUCCCAGCAUUCCAAUUAUUCACCAUGAUGAGUUUAUAAGCACUUUUCACAACUCUCAGAAGCCAGAGUGGAGUUUUGCUGUCACCAUAACACUAACAACAACAACAACUAGUAGUGCACUUCCUGAUUAUCCUGAUUAUUACUCUCGAUUUUUUUAUUCUAGUAGACUUAUUUUGACCUCAAGAGCUGCUUAUAGGUUUGUAGUUUUAUUUUUUAUUAAGAGAAUUCUGUUGAAAGUUCACGUUUUUAACUUGCUCAGGAGAAUUAGAAAACUAAUCCAGGAAUUCCGUGUAUUUCAGAGCAUGUUUGUACAUGUUUGCACAGUUUUUACAAGAUAAAAACAUUUAAAUCUAUCAGAAAAUGAUUUAAAAGUAGUGAAAUGAUCUGUCCGUGCAGCAAGAUCAUUUUAUUUGACAAGUUCUCUUAAAAUAAAUGACUUCUAAACUAGAAUGAAGCAGCCUCACAACUAGUAAGUCGAAAAUAAAUCUGAAACCAAGAUGAAUAACCUCUUAUAACUUUUAAAAUCUUGGCCAGAUCAGAGAAAUUUGCAGCGUACAGAUCUAAACUACUAGUCUGAUUCAUCAGCUGGUUUCACAUGGUCGAAACCGUCUGACCUCGCAGCAUUAGGAUUCGUUCACUCGACAUAGGCGGGUACUUUUCUUCAUUUAACCAUUCACUGCUAUUUGGUAGUGACAUAUGUAAUGCGCCGCUAAUGGGGCUAAAUGGUAUAUUAAACUUUUCCCCAAAUCCCGUAGGAAGAAGGACAAUAACGUCUUUCCCCUUGAUAAGAUUCACCAAACUUUCUCUUUAUUCUGUCUUUAAAUCCUUGAUCUUGGGAAUCGUUGCCAACACAGAAUGUAUGGCUCUUCUCUGAUUGGCUGGUGCCCGAACUCUCACUUCUGGAGUUUCUGCGAACCGUCAGGGGUGUCCAAACUACGGCCCGUGGGACAGAUGCGGCUCUCAGACAAAUCUUUCUUGGACCUCAGGCUUCCAUGUGAAUUGGCCCAGAUUAUCUUGCAUCAGUUAAAAAUGAAGAUCUACCUUGAUAAAGCCAAUAUUGAAUAUUUAGUGUGUGGUUUUAAGGAUCUUAUCGUGAAUAAAGACUGAUGGAUCAUUCUAACGUGUUAAACAUGCACAUAUUUCAAUUAUUCACUGUACUGAGCACCAGUCUACGGCCCUUGAUCAGCCCUCUGCUUCAUCUGUGUUUAGAUAUGUGACCCUUGAUGAAAAAAGUUUGGACACACCUAGUCUAGUGUAUUCUGAUUCCUGACCUAUUCGCUGGAGAGAAAUGAAAUUGAGUGGACGCACUUGGUGGCGCCAACCUGGCUACUAAACUACAGUGUCGAACGGUUCUUUUGAUAUGAUUAUGACUCUUUUUGCAGCCCUAGUACAAACCAGUAUACCACCAAACUGUUUUUUAUUUAAUUUUCUUGUAUGUUUGUGAGAUAAUGUAAAUAAUGGAUAAAUUUUUGUCUUCAGGAAUCAGUUUUCCGGUGUUAAAAUGGAGCUUUAAGGCCAAGUUCUGUGUAGGAGUCCAUUCGCAUGCAUUCACACUAGUCCUGAUUUAGACUCGGUUCGGUCCUGGUUUAGUUCUGCUUAGUGCGCGAGUGUGAACAUAACCCAGUUUCAUUUAUUGCGGUUCGUUUCUUCAUUUUAACGAUCUGUUGCAAUAACCAAAACCAUGCUCAAACUCUUGUGUCUUUGCACUGCUGUUCAAUCAACAUUUUGUAUGACUUUGUAUCGGAAAAGAACUGGAAACAUUAAAUAAUAGAAAGAAA